Molecule: messenger RNA, 66 nt
Organism: Blumeria graminis f. sp. triticale
Lineage: Eukaryota; Fungi; Ascomycota; Leotiomycetes; Helotiales; Erysiphaceae
Source: the annotation of a GenBank genome assembly
AUGACGAGCUCCCAGACGAACCUACAGAUGAUCAGUUCGACGCGCCCAACCCAUCUGGCUCUUUAA